Molecule: messenger RNA, 2451 nt
Organism: Bufo bufo (common toad)
Lineage: Eukaryota; Metazoa; Chordata; Amphibia; Anura; Bufonidae
Gene: MCMBP
Product: minichromosome maintenance complex binding protein
Exons: 16
Coding region: 107-2008 (633 amino acids)
Biological process (GO): DNA-templated DNA replication
Molecular function (GO): chromatin binding
Source: RefSeq, a predicted model, not a curated record
CAUGGCGGCCUGUGCUAGUUCUUCCGCCAGUCUGGGAGCCCACGCCUUUUUAGGAUGACCACAUUUUCCCGCCAAAGCCUCUGUAGUUUUCUAGUCUGAGAGUAACAUGCUUCACUCCGCCGAGAUGAGUGCUCCCCCCGGGACCCGUGACUGGAUGAGCCGGCCUCUCAGUCUGGUGCAGGCGGUGUUCGCUCAGAAUGAGACGUCUCCAGAUUGGGAGAAGAAGGUCACCGACUACUUUCAUGAGAAGCUACAGAACAAGCAGUGCAGCCGGGUCCCCAGCCUGAACGACUCCCCCCUUCAUUACCUGAAGCCGGGGGGCCUGGUCCGCUUCCGCUGUAUGAUCCAGGACAUGUUUGAUCCUGAGUUUUACAUGGGCAUCUAUGAGACUGUCCAUCUUGACACCGGUGCCCGGGCCCUGCACCUCGGGAAGUAUAGAGAUGUGGCGGAUUGUACGCCACAUCAGGAAGUGGUUUUCCAUUCCCUCUCGGGACCCGUGACCCUGGAGCGGCAGACCUUCUACUGUGUUCCUGUCCCUGGAGAGUCCCCCAUGGGUGAAGACAUGUAUAGCGGCUCCCUCCAGAGCAGGGCAUGUGCUUCAACGUCUGAUGCCCCAAAACGGCUGAAGAGGUGCCUGGAGGAGGAGGACGAGCUGCCGCUGACUGCAGGUGAUGUUCAGGAGAAAUGCAAGAGACUGGAGAUGGAGCAUCAAGAAAAGCAACAGGAGGCUGGGGCCUCGAGAAGUUCGCAGUCAUUGGACCUGUACUUUCCUCUCCCUGGAGAAAUGGGUCCAGCCUGCCUAGUGAAGGUGUAUGAGAACUGGGAGAGCUUUAAAGUGAAUGACGUGUUGGAGGUGUAUGGCGUUCUGUCUGUGGAGCCGGCGCUGAGUGUACUGAAUGAAGACCGGGACUCUGUGACAUCUCUCCUGGACCCCGCAGAGUGUAUGGACACCCUAGAGGAGCAGCGGGCACACAGCCCCCCCACAUCACUUGUGUCCAGAAUCCAUGCCAUAGUCAUCCAGAAACUGCUGCACACAAACCCACUGAUCCCAAACUCGGGGUGUGAGACGGAGGAAAGCAAGCAGGGUGUAUCCAGCCUCAUGUCUGAGCUGUCGUCUGUGAGAGCAGAACUGCUGGGGUUUCUUACGCAUGCGCUGUUGGGGGACAGCCUUGCAGCCGAGUACCUCAUCCUCCACCUCAUCUCCACUGUAUAUGCACGGAGAGACGUUCUUCCCCUGGGGAAAUUCUCCCUAAACCUCAGCGGUUGUCCGCGAAACAGUGGCUUCACCCAACAUUUUUAUCGUGUCCUGCAGCAAAUUGUAGCUGUGUCUCAUUAUCUUCCAAUGACCAUAGAAAACAUGAACACCAUGCGCUUCAUUCCCUGCAAAGAUUACUCCGCAAACCGUCUGGUGAGUGGCCUCCUGCAGCUGCCGUCACACACCCUGCUGGUGGUAGAUGAGACCGUCCUGGAGCAGGGCCAGCUCGACACAGCAGGAGUCCGCAAUUUGACUGCACUGGGUAACCUGAUCACCUGGCAGAAGGUGGACUACGACUUCAGUUACCAUCAGAUGGAAUUCCCCUGUAAUAUUAAUGUCCUGGUUGCCUCAGAGGGCAGGUCACUGCUUCCAUCAGACUGCCACGUGCACCUGAAGCCACAGCUGUGUCCACCCAGCCUGGAGCAGUACACCGAGGCCCUGAUGUCCGCCACCCUCCCUUCCCUGCUCAACAAGUUCCGCAUGUACCGGAGUCUUCUACAAAAUAUGGAUUACAACAUCUCUGAAGAGGUCACCAAGGCUGUGGAGGAUGAUUUUGUAGACAUGAGGAAAGGCGACCCGCAGAGUAUCAGCGCAGACGACCUGCAUCGCUUGCUGGUGGUAGCGCGGUUGCUGUCACUCGGCACUGGUCAAACCUCGUUGUCUCGCGAGACCUGGCUCCGAGCCAAAGAGCUGGAAAUGCAAAGAAAGAAUCGACUGCAGGAUCAGAAGUAUCUGAAUAGCAACGAACUGUAAUCCUGGCAGAGGUUCCCCUCCAUCUACAAUGGAUGUGCUGUCCGCUCCCUCUUGGGAUGGAUGCCUCCUGAUAAACUAAGUGGUGUUAAAGUCACAAGAGCCACUUUUGAAAAAAUUGUUGCAUCACCCCUUUUUUGCAGUCCUCGCCACGUUUUUAAAAGGGUGUGUGACAAGGGCCGGUAAGGGGGCAUGACCAGCCUCAGCGACAAAUUUAUCAUCUUUUACACCAGUUUCCUUGUGUAAAUGAAGGCAGAAAUCUACACCAGCUCUGGUUAGGUGCACGGACUACAGGGGGGUGAGGCAUGUGACUCGGGGGAGAUCAAGGCAAGCACAGAAAGCGCCAGUCUUAAUAAAUCUCCCCCUUAGUCUUUGUUGGUUUUAGAUUCUUGCAUUUGUUUCUAGAGAGGAUAUUUUUUGCUAUUAAAAUGUUACAAUACAUUAUU